Molecule: messenger RNA, 2094 nt
Organism: Adineta steineri
Lineage: Eukaryota; Metazoa; Rotifera; Eurotatoria; Adinetida; Adinetidae
Source: the annotation of a GenBank genome assembly
AUGACUGAUUUAAAAAAUCUUUCAAUUAAUUAUGACGAUUGUAUUGCUAUUGUAGAAUUUAAUCAAGAAAAUGCUAAAGUGAAUACAUUAUCCGAAGGAAUGAUGAAUGAAUUCGUUCCUGUAUUUAAUCAAUUACAAAAUAAUGAUAACAUCAAAGGAAUUGUCGUUAUAUCAGCUAAACCUGGUUCAUUUAUAGCUGGAGCUGAUAUUAAUAUGCUUGAAUCCGCUCAAUCUCGUGAUGAACUUUAUAAAAUGUCACGUAAUGGUCAAGAUAUUAUGAAUCAAAUUGAGCAAUCACCAAAACCAAUCAUUGCAGCUAUUGCUGGAUCGUGUCUUGGUGGUGGAUUUGAAGUUGCUUUAGCAUGUCAUUAUCGUAUUGCAUUGAAUGAUAAACAAACUAAAUUUGGUGUACCUGAAGUUAAAUUAGGAUUAUUACCUGGUGCUGGUGGUACACAAAGACUUUUACAGAAUCUUUUAUUACCUGAUGCACUUGAUCUUUUGUUGACUGGAAGAGAAAUUCAAGCGAAAAAAGCUAAAACUAUGGGUUUAGUUGAUAUUCUUGUUCAAUCUAUCGGAACAGAUUUGGAAAAUAUGGAGUAUUUAUAUUCAUUUGCCGUACAAAAAGCCAAUCAUGUAAGAAACUAUAUUCUCUCGCAAGCUGAAGCAAAAGUAAUGGCACAAACACAAGGUCUUUAUCCAGCACCAUUGAGAAUUUUAAAUGUCAUUAAACAAACUCUAGAUCAUGGUACACAAGCUGGAUUAAAUGCUGAAGCAGAAGCUUUUGCUGACCUUGGUAUGACCAAUGAAUCAGAAGCACUAAUUAGUCUAUUUCAUGGACGUACUGAAUGUAAAAAAAAUAAAUUCGGAAAAUUAAAUAGAGAAAUUAAAACAAUUGCUAUUAUUGGUGCUGGUCUAUUAGGUGCUGGUAUUGCGCAUGUAUCGAUCGAUAAAGGUUUACAAGUAAUUUUAUAUGAUACAACUGAACAUGCACUUUCUCGUGGUCAAUUACAAAUAACAAAAGGUUAUCAAAAUUAUAUUAAACGAAAUCGAAUAACACAUACUGAAUAUAAAAGAAUAUUAUCCAAUUUAAAUUGUCAAACAAUAUUCGAUAAUCUAUAUAAAUGUGAUAUUAUAAUCGAGAGUUUAUACGAAGAUUUAAAAUUAAAACAAAAUAUUCUCGAUAAACUUGAACAACAUAUUUCUGAACAUUGUAUAUUUGCUUCUAAUACCUAUACAAUAUCUAUUCAUGAUAUAGCUUCUAAUAGUCAACGACCCGAUAAAAUUAUUGGUAUGCAUUAUUUUUCUCCAGUUGAUAAAGUUGAAUUAUUAGAAAUAAUUCGAACGAAACAAACAUCUGAUGAAACAAUUUGUUCAGCAGUUCAUAUUGGUCUUAAACAAGGAAAAAUUAUUACUGUUGUUAAUGAUGGACCAGGAUUUUAUACUACACGUUUAUUAGCAUUUAUUAGUGUAGAAAUAUUCUAUCUUUUAAAUGAAGGUUUAUCUCCGAAAGAUAUUGAUAAGGCAACAAAAAAUUUUGGUUUUCAUGUUGGUUUAGCAACAUUAUUAGAUGAAUUUGGUAUUGAUAUAAUUGCUAAUAUUGUAUUUCAUUUACAAACGAUAUUUGGUGAACGUCUUAUUGAUUUAUCUAUCAUAGAAUUAUUUCGAAAAUUUAUUCGAAAUUAUUUAUUUGGAAAAAAAUCUCAACAAGGUUUAUAUAUUUAUUCAAAUGAUAAUCAUAAUAAAAAAGAAAUCAAUCCAAAAAUUAAAGAAUUAAUUAAAGAUACUUCAAUACAAACUAAAGAAAUAUCAACAAUAGAAGAUAUUCAAUGGCGUAUAUGCCUUCGUCUUUUAAAUGAAGCUGCCAAAUGUCUUGAAGAAAAUAUUAUAAAUUCGCCAACCGAUGGUGAUAUUGGUGCUGUAUUCGGUCUUGGUUUUUCACCAAUGAAAGGAGGUCCAUUUCGUUUUAUGGAUACGUAUGGUAUUUCAAAAAUAGUUGAUUUAAUGAGCAGUUAUCAAUUAAAACAUGGUGAUCGUUUUAUUCCAACACAAUUACUAAUUAAUAUGUCAAAAGAAAACAAAACAUUUUAUUCAUAA